AUGCAGCUCAUAUCAUAUCGUGCUCAGUGCUCAGAGCAGCCGGACGAACAGGGAACAGUCACCUUGAGACGACAGUUUCCUUAUUUUGGCAACGCUUUAGUUAGCCGCCAGAAAACUUCUAGACUGGUCCAUCUUCCAAUACACGAAGGAGGCGUAGUAGUGCAUUAUUUAGAAGAGAUAUAUAUGACGCCUCCAAACUUCGAAUUGAAGCACGAAACCUGGCUCAACUUUCAUCGAACCCAAAUUUCGUCUUCCGCAUCUAAAAAUAAGGCUCAUCGAGCAGCCAAGCCUUGUCUUCAUCCUCCUGGCAUCUUCGUGGCUGAAGCAAGCGUUUGUUCUGUUACUAGUCAUGGAAUACUGGGCAAUCUUGGACGUGCACUUGAUUAUGGUAUAGUUCCCUUUCGCCAGACAGAAUACUAUGUGGAAUUCAAUCGCCCCUCCCACGAUGCUCGGAAGGCAUGUUUCAUCAGCCUCGUUAAAACCCCAUUUCUAAAAUCUCUUCAGCAUCAAAAACGCUGGGAAAUGCUCCAUAGAGUUAUCAGGAGGCAUGAAAUGGCCAGGAGUGUGAAGAGGAUCCAAUCUCUCCAAAAUAAAUUCGCACAACAAACCAAUCAUCCAGAGGCAGAACCUAGAAGGAUGGAAGCAAUCAUGCCCAGCUGGUCUCGACCCCUUAACUUAAAAUUUUCCUUCGUCAAUAUUGACGACAUGAAGACCCCAAAGAGGUACAAGGAAGCUGCCCCCGGUAUGAAUGUUAGAAUUGUCACAUACAAUACCAAGGUGCCGGUUCGAAUUCUAAUUUCAAUAUUUCGCCACUUCAUCGAUUUUCAGAAGUGCACAUCCCCGCUAUCGGCUCUUAUUUCUAACCUUCAUAUCAUUCCUUUCUCACGCUUGGGUCAGGCACCCCCACUGAACAAGACUAUGCCACAGCUAUUUUAUGAUCGACCUCAAGCCGCUGGGGCAUCUGAAAUAUCGAGAUUUCCUAUUUUACUGAUUUUUGAAGUAUGGGCAGCAUUGGAUCGGUUUUACAGGUCAGAGUCUAGAGAUUACGGCCAAUGUGCUACCGCGUUAAUCCAAUUUCUAGAUCAGGAUCUGCUGGUGUUCCUCUCAGGAGGGAAAUUCUCCAUUCAACCGACGAAAAAAGUCUCGGCGAAAGUCACAGGGAGAUGUUUCGUGAUUCUAUCUGCCACGAGAGAAACGCUGCAGUCUCAUAUAUAUUAUCAGCUUUUGGCUCUCGGUUCUGGAUGUGACGUUGGGAGUUGCUGGAUGCUCUACUACUCAAUUCGCGAUCCGGUACGGGAACUUUGCUCAGCGUCUUGCUGUCGAAAUGUGGAGUUAGUCUUCAGCAAACAGGAUAGUGUGUACUACCCGCAAGUCUUUAAGAACAUUUUUAACCUCCCCGGGUUUUAUCUCUUUACAAUCUUAACGUCCCUCACUGCGGGUCGAGAAACACCCCGCGCCGAGAAAUAUAAGGGGUACUUCAACUUCAAGCGACUCAAAAUCUAUGCUAUUUAA
This is a messenger RNA of Lindgomyces ingoldianus, 1512 nucleotides long. RefSeq lists its product as uncharacterized. The coding region runs from base 1 to 1512 and encodes 503 amino acids. The record is from RefSeq and is a predicted model, not a curated record. The transcript has 15 exons. NCBI's taxonomy places the organism in Eukaryota, Fungi, Ascomycota, Dothideomycetes, Pleosporales, Lindgomycetaceae.